Molecule: messenger RNA, 768 nt
Organism: Salvia miltiorrhiza (redroot sage)
Lineage: Eukaryota; Viridiplantae; Streptophyta; Magnoliopsida; Lamiales; Lamiaceae
Exons: 1
Coding region: 1-768 (255 amino acids)
Source: RefSeq, a predicted model, not a curated record
AUGGGUUUGGUGAAAGAUGGGAAGUGGGUCUGGGAGUUUGGGUGGAAGAGAAUAUUUAACAAUGUUGAGUUUGUAGAAUUUGUGGAUUUGUGGCUUUGUUUGUGCAGGGUGUUUAUUCGACCUGGCUUGGCUGAUUCUAUUGCUUGGAAUAGCUCGCGGUCAGAAAUCUUCACAACAAAAGAGAUGUACACAAUCCUUCACAAUAGCCGGCAAUCCAUGGAGACCACCCCGACUGCUCUUAAGGACAUAUGGCAUAAGUGCAUUCCCUGCAAAGUGUCCUCAUUUGUUUGGAAAGCUCUUCAAGAUAGAAUUCCAACGAGAGAGAACCUGUUGAAGAGAGGAAUUUAUCUCGAGAAUAAUUGCUACAGCUGUCCCCUUUGUCCUACUCCCUUUGAGUCUACUGACCACAUUCUGAUCUCGUGCGCUUUCUCGAACCAGGUUUGGAAGGCCAUCUAUAAAUGGCUGAAUUUCAGCCAUAUCUCCCAGUCAUCCAUACUGGAUCACUUCUUUGAAUUUGUUGAGAAAGGAGGGAAUAAGGUUGGAAAAGCAAUUUGCACCAUGAUUUGGCAAUGUACUUGUUGGAAGAUUUGGAAAAUCAGAAAUGCGAAAGUGUUCAAGGAUGAAAGCCCUAAUAGUUCUAGAACGGUGGAUGAAAUCAUUUUCUGCACGUGGAGAUGGUUAAAAGCCAGGAACCCAAAUCAUUUUUAUUACUCUUCCUUUGAGUGGAUGAUGGAUCAUGUUAGCUGCUUUCCGGCAAAAAUCGCUUGA